This is a messenger RNA of Xyrichtys novacula (pearly razorfish), 6493 nucleotides long. The record is from the annotation of a GenBank genome assembly. Lineage: Eukaryota; Metazoa; Chordata; Actinopteri; Labriformes; Labridae.
GUCUGCCCCCCGCCCUCCCUCUGCUUGUCAGGAAGCAAGCUGAUUGGCCGAGGCCUAGCAAAGGGUGCCCGGGGAUCCAAAACUGCAGGCCGCACUUAGCUUACCGUCAAAAAUAAACCAAAACAAUAACAGACAUAACUGAGAAGGGGGAGACACACCGAUAGAGUCGGAAGACGACGUUAUCAGGUAAAAUUAUUUUGAAUCGGUUAAUGAGGUAUGUGGAAUAAGACGCAAGGGCCCAGUCGGCCGUAGCGGGCCUCUUUCAGCCUCCGCGAAAAACAACAUGGAAGAUAACGCGGCAUAAGCCGCAUCACCUAGCUUAGCAGGCUAGCUAGCCAGAGGGACGGCCGUUGUCGCGGAAAUUUUAGCGACAUGUUCAAGUGUGAUCUAUCAAAGCACACUGGUGGGUUGUGUAUGUUGACACCCGUGUUUGUGUUAUUGAAAAGACAGAAGUUGACGCUUGUACGGUCAACUAACGUCAGUUGUCGCAUUCCAUGAAUUAGCCUUUAUGCUAAAACAAAAUGGCGCUCAGAGGAACAGCCCUAGCUCGCUUGCUAGUUAGCCCCAGUGGGUGGAGGGCGGUAGCCGCCCUAGUAUGCAUUGCAUAAUGUCUGCGGUACUUUCAUUGGUGGUGGCCACAAACUCUGAGCAUGUGUAGUUUUGCGUGUAGAGUCCGGAGUUCAAGACCUCUUUUACUACGAUAACAGUGCCAGCCAUGUGAUUAGUUCAUGUCAAAACGGCAUGACUGUGGGUACCAGGGGCGCAUAACGCCACCAUAGACCGCUGCAGACAUGUUUUGAAUUAUUCAGAAACGUCAUGUGACGGCAAUAAAAAGCUAGACAAAUUUUUGGGGAGCCCUCAGAGUAGCUGUUGGUAAACCAUUCCCCCUGUAUACAGUGCGGGACAGCCCUUUGUUUCUGCUGGGCUCCAGCCAUCAGCAUCGACCAGCUUCAGGUGCAAAGCUCCAUGUCGUCAGGUUGAAGCCGCAUGUAGUACUCUUUUUAGACAAUUGAUGGAGCCAGUGGUCAAGAAAACGAUCACAGGACUCUAUUGGAUGAGAUUCUGAACACUUGAACACAUUUUGGUUUAAAGACCUUUAAAAUAUUUAUACAAGACCAAGUAACUCAUCUCCUACUGUGUUAGUUGUUUCAGCAGUUUGUUUUUGUCUUUCUCAGGGGGAUUGCAAACAUUGAUGGAAGGAAGCGCAUCAGAUCUCUUUUUGGUUUUAUUUUAAGGGUUUGACAUCAAAUGUGAAGGUAUGUAUAAACAACAAGCCAAUGUGCUUCCACUUUCAUUUUAAUCCUCCAUUCAAACAAAGUGACAGAAAACAGCUAACACAGCCUACAUUUUUAGCCUCUUUUUUUCCUGAGUGAAGAAAUGGAUCAAGGAGGAGGGGUGUUGGAGCUUCACACUCAGGAGCUGAAGAUGCCCCAUGCUAUGAUCAUGCAAGACUUUGGUAUGUGGUCUUAUAAGAAGUGGUGCAAACGUUAUGCUGUUACCAGUAUUGAAGUCUAUUAAGCGGUGUAUAAUUCAAGACAGAGUUCUCCAUAUUUAAAAUGUGUAAACUGAUGUUUUGCACUCUUGUAAAUAGUAAAAAAUCAAGUUAAUAAUCCAUGUGUUUAGAUUCUGCACAUAGACAAAUAGCAAUGACAUGAAACAGAUAAAAUGGUGAUAAACCCUGAAAUCCAUGGCGAGAUCCAAUGAAAUCUGAAGUAAUGUUUGAUUUAAAAUUUCACUGUGCAGUUUGAACUCCUUGUCACUCUUCUGUCUUUGUGUCUUGUGUUUACAGUGGCCGGCAUGGGGGGUCUCGCUCACAUUGAUGGGGAGCACAUUGUGGUGUCUGUACCCGAGGGUAUGCUUCUUUCUGAUGUGAUGACGGACGAGGGCAUCCUUCUUGAACAUGGCCUUGAGGUGGAAGGCCUAGAGACUCAGGUUGUUCAUGGCCUGGAAACGGAGGUAGUGGAAGGACUUGAGACAGAGGUGGUGGAAAGCUUACAUGCAGAUGUUGAGGGCUUGGAGGCAGAGGUGGUUGAGGGGCUACAAACACAGGUAGUAGAGCUGGAGGCUCAGGUUGUUGAGGGCCUUGAAGGUGAAGUAGAAGUAGAGGGUCUGGAAGCCCAGGUGGUGGAAGGCCUGGAAACUGAGGUAGAUGUUGAGGACCUGGAGGCUCAUGUUGUUGAGGGCCUUGAAGAGGAGGUGGAAGUGGAGGGCUUAGAAGCCGAGGUUGUCGAAGGCCUGGAGGUAGACGUGGAAAGUCUGCAAUCUCAAGGAGUGGAGGCCCAUGAAAUGACCAGCGAAGACAUGGUGUCCUCUGAACACAGUGUGAUCAUGCCUGAGAAUAUCCUAGGCACGGAAGUUGCAAUAGAGGAAGCCCUUGACCCCCAUCAUCAUCACCAUGUCCUCACAUCAGACCUCAUUCAGGACUCAAACGACCACCAUGAUGACAUGCCAGACCAGGUGUUUGUGGCAGAGCUGCUGUCUGAGCACCAAGACAACACUCUGGACCACCAGCUCGUAUCAGAGGGUCUGAUGGUAACAGAGGCCAACACUGAGACCAUAAUCCACGAGCAGCUGCCAACAGAGGGUGUUCCUUUGCAGACGGAUGAGGAUGAUGAUGCAAGAAGCAGCUCAGAGGAUUACCUCAUGAUCUCCUGUAAGACAGCUUGACGUAUGAAAUCAUAGCACUCUGAUUUUAUUUUUGUUAUGUCCAUGUUUUAUUAAAACUAAAAGUUUGAUAAUCAAGACUUAUUGUGUUACUGUAGUGGAUGAAGUGGGAGAGAAGCUGGACAUUGGAGACACACCCCUUGAAAUCAGCACUGAGGUAAUGGAAGACAAGGAGUCUAAGGAGGAGGAUGGCUCUGAGGUUAUCAAAGUCUACAUUUUCAAAGCUGAAGCAGACGAUGAUCUAGGCAAGUGACAAAGAGUAACUAAUUCAAUUAUAAGAGAACAUUAACUGAACAUCAUUUCCUUGUAAAUUCAAUUAAGAUCAGAAAUUUGAUCAACUGGUUCAUUUACUUUCUUUCCCAGGUGGAACAGAGGUGAUAGCAGAGGAUGAUUACCAGAAUGGCCAUCCUGACCUGGAGGCUGCAUCAUCGGGCCGACUUGGAGUUGGCCGUGACAAGAUGGUCUACAUGGCAGUCAAGAACCAACCAAAAGAAGAAGAGGAUGAUGAGGAUGAUAGUGACGAUGAUGACGACGAUGACAUCAGUAUGUUCCUCUGUGUAUUUAACUUAAGUCUAUCUUGUCCAAUCAGUUGUGUAGUUAUUGAGAAGAAGGCGUCAGACUUGCUAGAUCAGUAAGAGGCAGCUGCUGGCACAGUUUUUAUUUCACGUUUUCUACAGCUUUGAUUCGUAAAAUGUUUUAAAUAUUUCUGCCCUAUAAAGCAAAAUAUUUGAUAAAUAAUCCAUAUUUAUUAAUAAUAACAUGUAAUAAUUUUAAUUACAUGUGCAGGUAACACCAUUGAUCAGGUGAAGAACGGAGGAUCUACACCAUUUUUGCAAAUUCGAGAAGGGCUCGGUGCUAACCGUGCAAUCAAACCAAAACCGAAGAAGAAGAAAAAAGGAGACACCAGGCAGUGCCAGACAGGUAUGAACAGCUGCAUUUCAGUUGUGUCUGAACAACACAUAUACAACAUUUACUUUGUUUAUUAUUUAUGGUGAAGUUUAAUACAUUUUAUGUAUCAUGUCAUCCAGCUGUUAUCAUAGGACCAGAUGGGAUGCCCUUGACCGUCUACCCCUGCCACAUAUGUGGAAAAAAGUUCCGCUCACGAGGCUUCCUUAAAUGCCACAUGAAGAAUCACCCUGAUCACCUACUCAAGAAGAAGUACCAGUGUACAGAUUGCGACUUCACCACCAACAAGAAGGUUAGUUUCCACAAUCACCUGGAGAGCCAUAAGCUGCUGAGCCAUAACAGUGAGCGCUCUCCAGAGUACACAGAGUACACACGGCGCUAUCAUGAGUCCAGCCCUCUGGGCUCGGACAAACUCAUCGUCAAAGACCGGGAGCCCAAACUGCAUCACUGCAAGUACUGCGAUUAUGAGACAGCUGAGCAGGGUCUGCUCAAUCGUCACCUGCUGGCUGUGCACAGUAAGAACUUUGCUCAUGUGUGUGUUGAGUGUGCCAAAGGCUUCCGCCAUCCAUCAGAGCUGAAGAAACACAUGCGGACCCACACAGGAGAGAAGCCCUACCACUGCCCACACUGUGACUUCCGCUGUGCAGACCAGUCCAACCUAAAGACUCACAUCAAGAGCAAGCAUGGUGCAGAUCUGCCUUUUAAGUGCAGCCACUGUCCUCAAGCUUAUGCAGACGCACGGGAACUCCAGCGCCACAUAGAGAUGGUGCAAGGCCACAAGACCCACCAGUGCCCACACUGUGAGCACAAGAGUACCAACUCCAGUGACCUGAAACGACACAUUAUCUCAGUACAUACCAAGGACUUCCCCCAUCAGUGUGAUGUGUGUGAGAAAGGCUUUCACAGGCCCUCAGAGUUGAAGAAACACGCAGAGACACACAAGGGCAACAAGGUGCACCAGUGCCGGCAUUGUAACUUCAACGCCCCUGACACCUUCACCUUGAGUCGUCACAUCCUGUCCUUACACACGAAGGACCUCCCUUUUAAGUGCAAGCGCUGCCGGCGAGGUUUCCGGCAGCCUGCUGAGCUGAAGAAGCACAUGAAGACGCACAGUGGUAGAAAGGUUUAUCAGUGCCAGUAUUGUGAGUAUAACAGUACGGACGCUUCUGGCUUCAAACGCCAUGUCAUCUCCAUUCACACCAAGGACUAUCCCCACCGCUGUGACUACUGCACCAAGGGCUUUAGAAGGCCUUCAGAGAAAAGCCAGCACAUAGCCAGGCAUCACAAAGACAUGUUGAUGUAAUGUCAUCACAAACACACACUCUUUUCUCCCAAGUAAAUCUGUGUCACACACCCACAGGUGAUUUUAGUGUAUCAACAAGGAAAUGGCAGAAUUUGGCAGUUGAUGAAAACGCCGCUCUGUGUUCUGUGUUAUGAUGAGCGUUUCUUCCCUCCAGGAGUAAUGCAAGAACACAUUUUAGAUGGGGUUGAGAUCUGGAAAUAGACUGUGUACACUGAGUGGGACAUCUGUAAAUUGUGUUUUGUUUUGUUGCAGAAAAUCACAUAUGAACAUAUAUUCAGGGUCUCAAAUGUCUAUAUUUUUAUACCCACUCAGCUGAAAUGCUGCGAGAUGAUGACUGUGUCCUAUAAAACAGAAAGCGUUGCUUUGUGAGCUUCAUGCCAGAUCUUCAGAUUAUGUCAAAUGAGUACAGGAGAAUUUUGCCUCCAAAGUACCAACUAGUAUCUCUUUUCAUUAUUAACCAGCUUUUACCCUGGUAUUUGUUUUCAUACCCAUCUGUUCUUCAAAGGGCAGGGCCAUGUCUCAGUUUAUCGAUGGUUUUGAGUGAUUUGACACACAAUAUGCACCUUAAAAAGAUAUUACAAUAAAUGAAACAUUUGGACUUUGAUCAUUUUGGAUUUUCCUCCCAAAUAUGAACACUUGGAAUAUCAAUAAAUCAAUCAUGUAUGACAAAGGCUAUAUUCCCUUAAAUAUGUCUUAAGAGUUGAGUCAGCAGUGUAAACAUGGGGAGUAAAUGGUAAUGUUAUAUUGGUAGAAUUACCCCUUAGUGUACACAACACAUAUAUGUGGCACAGGGAUCUGGUGCGAUAAUGGAACGGGUGUAUUAUUCUAUCAACAGAUGGUUGGCUUCACGUUUGAUAACCCCUGAAGUUGUGAUACCUGACUGCCAGUGUAAAUUGUGUACGUGUGAUGUUACACAGAUGUGAUCUGUAAGCUAACCAUUUGAUUGCAGUCAUGCCUUACAUCUGUCGCUCUUUAUCCCUUAAGCACUGAUGAACACAACUAAUGAGAAAAUAAGUGGUUUUUAACUCUCAAACAUACUGCAUCAAUACUGUUCUCCCAGAGAUUGUGUGUUUGAGUCAGUAGGAAGCACUUUAUUAACUUUUUUUCUUUUGUAUUUUAAUUAAAUGUGUGCAUACACACCCACACACACAUACACACACAUAUAUAUAUGACAAAAAAAAUCCUAGAUGAUGAACAAUUACAGGGCUUUGUGAGUUGGUAAAGGUGAACAUUGUUGAGUGUUAUAUCGCUAGCAAAUGGGGCGAUCCGUCACUGUAUCAGAACUGAAUUGUGAUUGAAAGUGGUGGGUGAAACCAUUUAUUGUUUUGUUCUAUGGAUAAGUGAUUGGGUUUUGUGUUUUGUUUGUGCUCACUAACAAGUUUCCCCAGACCCUCGUCCUGCAGUCCUGAAUAACCUGACCCAUUAUUCCCUUCAAGUCAGUGGUCAUCAUAUUGGCAUUAGUCUUUAAAGUAUGCACAUAUGCUGUCUCCAUGAAAUUAAUUGUGGUAUAUAUUAAAAAAAAAUCCCUGCAUUUCGUGUACCUUAGUCUAUAUUUUCUUUCAGUCUGAUUGUGGAUAAACUACUGGUGGGGAAGAACCAAAAUAAACAAUUAUCUUUUUA